Cladocopium goreaui is the source of this 672-nucleotide messenger RNA. The record is from the annotation of a GenBank genome assembly. NCBI's taxonomy places the organism in Eukaryota, Dinophyceae, Suessiales, Symbiodiniaceae.
AUGCGCUUCUUGGAUUCCCUGAGGGCGAUGGCAGCAUUUGAUUUGGUGCUGGUCUUUUGGCCGGAGCAUGCUUCCCAGAUCUCCGUUUGGGUGGAGCCCAUUUCGGUGGGCGAUGCAGCCCGCCUCGUCAUGGGGAAAGCGACCACCGGGGAUGAUGCAGCACUCGCGGGCGCUCUGGACCACAUUCCCAGUGGCGUGGAUCAUGUCUUUGUGCUUUGGAAGACCAACAAAGGGCAUCUCUUUGUAUCAGAACGUCUGCAUGAUGGACGCGUCCUGGUGGAAGACCUGCAGCGUGGCACCGUGCUGCCCUUUGCGCACGGGAAGCAGCUGCCCAUGGAGGACCUUCAUCGUUUUGGAGCGGGAACUGCAGAACCAGGUCACGGCACUGGCCCCUCGGCUGCCUCUGUUUCGAACACCGAAGAGCUGGCGGCCAUCAAGGUGCCCUCUGUUGCAGCUAAAGCGAUCUCUGGUGGCAAGGCAGAACUCUUUUCGGAGCACGCCUUGAAAGAUGGGCCCAGCGUGGCCAGCUUUCAGGAAUUGGCCAGGGCCAAGUCGAUGGCAGGGUACGACUUGAUGCAAGCGAAUUGCCAGCACUACGCGCAAGACUUCUGGAAGUUUGCCGUGGGACAUCGCCUGGGCAUGCCAAAUCAGGAGUUUCUGAACCUCUUCAAG